AUGGCGCACAGCAAUGGCAGUUCAGGUCCUUUUGAAUUACCCGCCGAAGACGUCCCCAGCGAAGCUCCCCCAGUAUAUUCAGAAACCGCAGCUCCAGGACAAAUAGUCGACAGCAACACCCACAUAGGAGACGAUGGCCGCAUCAACGUCGACCUCGACUCCAAACUCGGCCGCACCCUCUCGCGCGUCUUCCGCGCACCACCCGCCUCCCUCGCAAACCUCCGUCCCUCGACCCCUCCCCCGAUCUACACCGAGCGCGAGCAGCGACAGCGCAGCUACCCCGUCCACCUGAAUAUCGUCAUCCAAGUCGUCGGCAGCCGAGGCGACGUGCAGCCCUUCGUAGCGCUAGGCACCGAACUCCAACGCCACGGGCACCGCGUGCGAUUAGCCACACAUGACACGUUCGCGAGCUUCGUGCGGGACGCGGGGCUGGAGUUCUACGCCAUCGGCGGCGACCCGGCGGAGCUGAUGGCGUACAUGGUCAAGAACCCGGGGCUGAUCCCGAACAUGCGCAGCCUGCGCGCCGGCGACGUGCAGCGCAAGCGCGAGAUGGUGCGCGAGAUGCUGGACGGCUGCUGGCGGAGCUGCGUCGAGCCCGACGAGCUGACGCGCGACCCGUUCGUGGCGGACGCCAUUAUUGCGAAUCCGCCUAGCUUCGCGCAUGUGCAUUGCGCGCAGGCGCUGGGUAUACCGGUGCAUUUGAUGUUUACCAUGCCGUGGAGCAGCACGAGGGCGUUUCCGCAUCCGCUGGCGAACCUAAAGUAUAAGGAUACUGAGCCGAGCGUGGCGAACUAUAUAUCCUAUGGCAUUGUGGAGUGGAUGACUUGGCAGGGAUUGGGCGAUGUCAUCAAUGAUUGGAGAAAUCAGAUGGAUUUGGAGCCUGUUCCCAUGUCUGAGGGUCCAUGCCUGGCAGAGACUUUGAAAGUACCUUUCACAUACUGUUGGUCGCCGGCUUUGGUACCGAAGCCAUUGGAUUGGCCCGCACAUAUUGAUGUUUGCGGCUUCUUCUUUCGAGAUCCGCCAAAGUAUGAACCGCCAAAAGACCUCGCCGCCUUCCUCGAUGCAGGCGACCCUCCGGUAUAUAUCGGUUUCGGCAGCAUCGUCAUUGACGACCCGGAAAGAAUGACAAGUGUCAUCCUCUCAGCAGUGAAAGCGACCGGCGUGCGGGCGAUCGUGUCAAGAGGCUGGAGUAAUCUGGGAGAGGCCGAAUCAACCGAACAGGUGUUUUACCUGGGCGACUGUCCUCAUGAGUGGCUAUUCCAGCACGUGUCCUCCGUAGUGCACCAUGGAGGAGCUGGAACUACCGCCUGUGGAUUGCGUAAUGGCAAGCCAACCACGAUCGUGCCUUUCUUUGGAGACCAACCCUUUUGGGGAAACAUGAUAGCAGCAUCAGGAGCAGGCCCGGUGCCUAUUCCGCAGAAGAAGCUCACAUCCGACAAUCUCGCUGAAGCUAUCAGAUACUGCCAGUCUCCACCAGCGGCGCAGGCUGCAUUCGAGAUAUCAGAGAAGAUGAAGAUGGAGGAAGGUGUACAGGCUGCUGUAGCAUCCUUUCACAAGAACCUGCCGUUGGAGAACAUGUCCUGCGACAUCUUCCCGGAUCAGCCUGCAGUGUGGAAGUACUCCAAGGGGAAGCAGUCUGUGAAGUUGUCGAAACUGGCUGUCGAGUCCGUCACGGCAAAGCUUUCCAUCAAGAUGAAGGAUUUCAAGUACUACGAAACCAACACCAUCAUCAUAGAAAACCGUCGCUGGGAUCCCGUCACGGGCCUCACAUCAGCCUACAUAGGCACAGCAACAGACGUUGUCAAAAACACCGCAGGCAUCUUCAUAGACCCCUACCAAGAAUACCGCAAAGGCCGCGUCACAGCCAACCACAGCCACUCCGCCUCGCGCUCUCAAUCAACGCAACCCUCCCAAGCCUCCUCACCAACAAACUCCACCUUCUCCCGCGAUGACCACGACCUCAAACACAGCAAAACCGCUACCCCCUUCAGCCCCUCCUCCUCCCACUCCGCCACGGACCCAACCCACCGCCCCAGCACCGCCCUCGUCCGCCCUCCCUCCCCCACCCCCUCCGUCGCCCUCACCACCACCUCCGAGCGCGAGCGCCGCGCCCACAACCUGCGCACAGCCGGCAAAAUGGCGACCGCGUCGGCCAAGUCGCUCGGGGCGGUCCACUCGUCCUUCUUCCGCGGCAUGAUCGUCGACCUGCCGCUGGCGGUCGCCGAGGGCAUGCGCAACGCGCCCGCGCUGUACGGCGAGAACGUCGCCCAGCACCAGCCGGUGACGGACUGGAAGUCUGGCGCCGUGGUAGCGGGCAAGAACUUCGCGUGGGGGCUGGCCGAGGGCGUGUCGGGCAUCGUGACGCAGCCGGUGAAGGGCGCGAGGGAGGAGGGCGCGCUGGGGGCGGUCAAGGGUGUCGGCAGGGGGUUGAUGGGGCUGGGGUUGAAGACUGGGAGUGCGGUGGUGGGCGUGGCGGGGUAUGGGGGGCAGGGGGUUGUCAAGAGUUUGAGGGCGUUGGGGCAUACGAAGACGCGGAAGAUGGUGGUGGAGAGGAGGAAGGGGGAGGGGGUUUGGAUUGUUGCGAGGAGGAGUGUCGAUUUGAAUCGGGUUGUGGCGGAGUUUGAGAGGUUGAAGAAUGGGCGGUGA
Messenger RNA from Lasiodiplodia theobromae, 2646 nucleotides. RefSeq lists its product as uncharacterized. Lineage: Eukaryota; Fungi; Ascomycota; Dothideomycetes; Botryosphaeriales; Botryosphaeriaceae. Gene Ontology annotation, molecular function: UDP-glycosyltransferase activity; hexosyltransferase activity. Bases 1 to 2646 code for a protein of 881 amino acids. The record is from RefSeq and is a predicted model, not a curated record. Gene Ontology annotation, biological process: carbohydrate metabolic process. The transcript is spliced from 6 exons.